Molecule: messenger RNA, 398 nt
Organism: Topomyia yanbarensis
Lineage: Eukaryota; Metazoa; Arthropoda; Insecta; Diptera; Culicidae
Product: histone H2B-like
Exons: 1
Coding region: 1-375 (124 amino acids)
Cellular component (GO): nucleosome
Molecular function (GO): protein heterodimerization activity; DNA binding; structural constituent of chromatin
Source: RefSeq, a predicted model, not a curated record
AUGCCACCAAAAGCAAGCGGAAAAGCAGUCAAAAAAGCCGGCAAGGCAACGAAGGCUAUUGUGAAAGGAGACAAGAAGAAGCGCAAGCAACGCAGGAAGGAAAGCUAUGCUAUCUACAUCUACAAGGUGUUGAAACAAGUCCACCCGGACACCGGAGUUUCCUCGAAGGCCAUGAGCAUUAUGAACAGCUUCGUCAACGACAUCUUCGAACGCAUUGCAUCUGAAGCAUCUCGGCUGGCUCAUUACAACAAGCGUUCUACGAUCACUUCCCGCGAGAUACAGACCGCCGUUCGUCUGCUGCUGCCAGGAGAAUUGGCCAAGCACGCCGUCUCGGAAGGCACUAAGGCUGUCACCAAGUACACUAGCUCCAAGUAAAUUCUUCUGAUCCCAUUGCAUCC